AUGCAGGCUGCUUCUACAAAUAUUUCUGAAAGAAUGGGUCGCUCUCAGGAGCUCAGUGAAUUCAAGCAUGGUACCGUGAUAGGUUGCCACCUGUGCAAUAAGUCCAUCUGUGAAAUUUUCUUGCUACUAAAUAUUACAUGGUCAACUGUUAGUGGUAUAAUAACAAAGAGGAAGCAACUGGGAACAACAGCAACUCAGCCACGAAGUGAGCGGGGUCAAUGCAUACUGAAGCUCACAGUGCACAGAAGUCGCCAACUGUCUACAGAGGCAAUAGGCAAAGACCUCCAAACUUCAUGUGGUCGUCAGAUUAGCACAACAGUGCAAAGAGCUUCAUGGAAUGGGUUUUCAGGG
Staurois parvus is the source of this 351-nucleotide messenger RNA. The record is from the annotation of a GenBank genome assembly. Lineage: Eukaryota; Metazoa; Chordata; Amphibia; Anura; Ranidae.